Messenger RNA from Hemibagrus wyckioides, 1086 nucleotides. It is a transcript of the gene rpl5b, whose product is annotated as ribosomal protein L5b. NCBI's taxonomy places the organism in Eukaryota, Metazoa, Chordata, Actinopteri, Siluriformes, Bagridae. Gene Ontology annotation, biological process: ribosomal large subunit assembly; translation. The coding region runs from base 139 to 1029 and encodes 296 amino acids. Gene Ontology annotation, cellular component: cytosolic large ribosomal subunit; ribosome. Gene Ontology annotation, molecular function: 5S rRNA binding; structural constituent of ribosome. The transcript is spliced from 8 exons. The record is from RefSeq and is a predicted model, not a curated record.
GCUUCUCAUACCAUGCUCUUCGUGUAUGGUAUUUAGCGCGCAUGCGCAGAUUAGUCUUCCUUUUUCCAGUGCAGCGGAGUCAAUCCCAAGCGGUCUUUGACUCCUGGCUCCGGCUUCGGAGACUAAAAAGUCUGCAAAAUGGGAUUUGUAAAAGUAGUGAAGAACAAGGCCUAUUUCAAGAGGUACCAGGUGAAGUUCAGGAGGAGGAGAGAGGGAAAAACUGACUACUUUGCCCGCAAACGCCUGGUCAUCCAAGACAAGAACAAAUACAAUACACCCAAGUACAGGAUGAUCGUCCGCUUCUCCAACAGGGACAUCAUCUGUCAGAUCGCCUACGCCAAGAUCGAAGGAGACAUGAUUGUGUGUGCAGCGUACUCUCAUGAGCUCCCCAAGUACGGCAUCACUGUGGGGCUGACAAACUACGCAGCAGCCUACUGCACUGGACUGCUCCUCGCCCGCAGGCUGCUGAACAAAUUUGGCUUGGAUAAGGUGUACGAGGGCCAGGUGGAGAUCACCGGAGACGAAUUCAACGUGGAGAGCAUUGAUGGUCAGCCCAGUGCCUUCACCUGCUACCUGGAUGCCGGCCUUGCCAGAACCACCACUGGAAACAAAGUGUUCGGAGCCCUGAAGGGAGCCGUAGACGGAGGACUCUCCAUCCCUCACAGCACCAAGCGUUUCCCUGGCUAUGACGCUGAAAGCAAAGAGUUCAACGCAGAGGUCCACCGCAAACACAUCCUGGGUCUGAACGUGUCUGAAUACAUGAAGCUCCUUCUGGAGGAGGAUGAGGAAGCUUAUAAGAAACAGUUUGCUCGCUUCAUCAAGAAUGGAGUCACCGCCGAAAGUAUGGAGGAAAUGUACAAGAAGGCCCAUGCAGCCAUCCGUGAAAACCCAGUGCACGAAAAGAAGCCCAAGAGGGAGGUCAAGAAGAAGAGAUGGAACCGUGCCAAGCUCACACUGGGCCAGAGGAAAGAUCGCGUUGCUCAGAAGAAAGCCAGCUUCCUCCGUGCUCAGGCUGCAGAGGAGGAUUAAAUCAGCCUCACUAUAUGAUUUUGCAGAAUUUUGUUCUAAUAAAUCUAUUGGAAAAGA